This is a messenger RNA of Polyodon spathula (Mississippi paddlefish), 4737 nucleotides long. RefSeq names its product sphingomyelin phosphodiesterase 5 (gene smpd5). The transcript has 8 exons. Gene Ontology annotation, molecular function: sphingomyelin phosphodiesterase activity. The record is from RefSeq and is a predicted model, not a curated record. Gene Ontology annotation, biological process: sphingomyelin metabolic process. Lineage: Eukaryota; Metazoa; Chordata; Actinopteri; Acipenseriformes; Polyodontidae. The coding region runs from base 326 to 2251 and encodes 641 amino acids. Gene Ontology annotation, cellular component: cytoplasm; extracellular region.
CUUUUUCUGAUCGUGGAGAUGGCACCUCUAUAUAUGUUUUACGUCAAGUCAUUAAAAUAGGCUCAGAAAAAUAAAUAAAUAAAUAAAUAACUCGGUGUUGUCCCCCCCCCCCCCCCGUCCCCAUCACCCUCCCCUAAAGGCUGAACUUUGACCUACUUUUUUUCUGUUUCCCAGGUAAGAAGAAUCGGCUGUCUGUCUCAGAUAUGAGAAACCAGUAGAACACUAUGUAACAACUGUAAGCCAACCUUGAAACAAGAAGCCCGACAACUCAAUAAAAACACAAGCCCUUUUUCUGCUACUCUCCUUUGCUUCCUCAGAAGUGCUCAUGGCUCUGCGUGAAUCUCCCUUUGCCAACGGGUUCAUCGCUGGCCUGCACAGCCUCUCCUGGUGGCUCAUUUUCCCCUGCUUCUGGUUUAUGGACCGGAUGAUCGCAGUCUGCCUCCCCACCACUCUGGAGAAGAAGCAGCAACAUGAGGAGGCGUGCUAUCUCGGUCCACUCCGAGUGUUCUUUGGUUUCCUCGUCUUCCUGGCUCUCUUCGUGCUCACGGCUCCUGUAGCCCUGAUUGGCUUCCUCAUGUGGGUGCCCCUGCAGUUGGCACGCAGGCCCUUCAUCUACUUCCAGCGGACAACUACAAAUCCGGAGGAGGGGGCUGUAAAGAAUCUGGCAGAGGCGAAGGAAAGCUUCAGCUUUGUGACAGCCAACCUCUGCCUUCUUCCUGAUAGCUUAGCCCGGUUUAAUAACCUGGGCCACAGCCAGGCGAGGUCCAAACAGAUUGGUCAGACUAUCAUUCAGAGUGUCAACAGGCCCCGGAUUAAGAGUUGCGUGGUCUCGCCCAGCAGCGACACAAUGAGCCAUUGCAGCCGGGACAACCUCCUCCCACCCUCUCCUUAUUAUGGGUCCAUAGACUCCCAGCUCCCCAGCAGGCCUUGCUUGGAAUUUGAUUCCAGCCUGCCCUUGGAGGAGGUCGUCUGCGAAAGUGGGGGAGGGGAGGGGGGUUCUAGCACCAACGUUGCCGACAUCAUUGGUGGAACAAAGCAGAAUGCUGGCAAGCCGGACGUUUCUCCUGACGCAGCAGAAGUGAUGAACGGCACCAAUUUCAACCAGAAUUCCAACAGGUGCAAGGAUGGUUGGAAAUCUCAUAAAGAUAUCCCCUGGGAGAUCUCUCCAUUGUUCCCUGCCAACACAGACUUUGUCUGUCUCCAGGAGGUUUUCGACAAGAGAGCAGCCCAGAAGUUGAAAGACAUCCUGAGCCCCAUCUUCAGCCACAUGCUCUAUGACGUGGGUAUCUAUGCCUUCCACGGCUGCUGCUCCAGCUUUAAGUUCUUCAACAGCGGCCUCUUCUUUGCCAGCCGCUACCCUGUCCUGGACGCCUCCUUCCACUGCUACCCCAAUGGGAGGGGGGAGGAUGCUUUGGCUGCUAAAGGAUUGCUUUGUGUCAAGGUCCAAGUUGGUAGAAAUCCCCAGAAGAAUAUUGUGGGAUAUUUUAACUGCACGCAUCUUCAUGCUCCUGAAGCUGAUGCAGAAAUCCGCUGUGCACAGCUGACUCUGGUGAGCCAGUGGAUCAGUGAUUUCCAGGCACUCACAAAGAAAGAUGAUGAGAUUGUAGUGUUUGAUACACUCUGUGGGGACUUCAAUUUCGACAACUGCUCCCCUGAUGACUCCCAAGAGCAGAAGCACAAGAUCUUUGAUGACUAUCGAGAUCCGUGUCGAGUUGGGCCAGGCCAGGACAAGCCCUGGGUCACAGGAACUCUAUUGGAGCAGCCUACAAUGUAUGAUGAAGAAGUUUUGACCUCGGAAAGCCUGCAGAGGAGUUUGUCAAAUGAAGCUGUGCGGAGGAGGUUCAUCGCUCCUCCCGUUGGCUUAGACAACUGUUCCUGUGACUACCAAGAGCCUGGAGCCCCCUGGGCGGGGAGACGCAUCGACUACAUGCUGUACAGAGAGUCAACCCUCUCCCAGAACUGCAAAACCGUGAGUCACCUUCCCUACAUGCUGUACAGAGAGUCAACCCUCUCCCAGAACUGCAAAACCGUGAGUCACCUUCCCUACGUGCUGUACAGAGAGUCAACCCUCUCCCAGAACUGUAAAACCGUGAGUCACCUUCCCUACAUGCUGUACAGAGAGUCAACCCUCUCCCAGAACUGCAAAACCGAAAUUGAGGAAUUCACUUUUAUCACUCAGCUUGCUGGACUGACAGAUCAUAUACCUGUGGGCAUGAGACUCUGUGUGUCUGUGAAUACAGAGGAUCUGUGAGGACGACAGGAAAACUGAGCACAUUCGUUAUUGCAGAAUUCGUUUUCAACAUGAUACAGAAAGAACAAUUGUCAACAGAGAUGGCCAGCUGUAUUAAUAACACACAAACCCCUAAAUCAUUAGGGUGCAUUGCAGGGUCAUUUAAAAGGAGCAGUGUGGAUAGAGUUGGUGGGUAAUGCAUUCGACACAUGUUCUGCCACAGAUAUUUCCAUAGAUUUUUGUGAAGUUGGGAUUUCUUGCAGACUUUUGGGCGAUGAAGGUGAAAAAUGAACUGAGACAAAGUUUGUUCCUAAACCUACUUGCAGAUUUUAAUUGCACUGGAUUGUGAGUUUAUGAUUUUUUAUUUUUUGUUUUUAAGAAUUUGUUUUUAAAUAUUCUACCUGGUUGAUUGUGUUUUGAAAUACAAGACUAAACUAUGUCUAAAAUCUGUAGGAUAUAAUUUUUGACUGUGUCCCAUCACCUCCUUUUAAGGGGCUUUGAAAGGGUUACUUGUGUUGGUAUUUUUUUGAUUUGUUAUGUUUUUGUGUUUUUUUUUUUUUUUUAAUCGUUGAAACACACAAUCUCUUACAGCCUUUUAUGGUGGGCUGAAUUCAGUUAUAUUUUGUUUAGAAGGGGUACACAGCAAUUUCAUACAGUGUUAAGAAUAUAAAGGUAACCUGUUUUGUUGUUUGUGUGCUGCGGUCAGUUUUCAUUUCAUACAGUCAAAGUGCAGUAUCUGCUAGAAGGACUGAUCUGUGGCUUGUUUGGUGUUUAGCACCAAGCAAAGCUUUGAAUCCUGAAACAUUUGAAAAAGAUGCUGCUGUUCAUUCUAGGAAAUAGGGAACAUGUGUCUGAAAGAUACAGCUGUGGUUCUCAUGCCAUACUGAGCUAUGUAUUUCAUAAUCCAAAUUACGAUAGUCUGAUUUAAAAAAAAAAAAAAAUGUAUCCUUAUAAUAGGCAGCUGUAUAAAGAGGAUCUUUCACACAAAGCUUUACUUUUGAAAAGCCGCCUGUUCACAAAAAGAUGUGCAAAGUCAAUAACCAAAAACACUUGUUUUUCUCUUGCUAAUUAUUAUUGCAAAACAAAACCAGUUACCUGUGUCAGACUGUUUGUUUAAUGGGUUGUGCAGUAUUGUUCAAUGAAUGUGUUUUUUUAAUAUGAAGAAGUAAUUCAAUGGCACAAGUCUUUCAUCGAUCUUGCGUCAUACCUGUGAAAGGCCCACACUGAGCUUGUGUCUCUUCUCCAACUAGAUGCACGUCAUGUGUGAAAUAAAAACAUGUUGGUUUGCACUGCUACACAAUUACUAGAUUGAUUUUUUUUGUGCCAAACAUACAGUACUAAUGAACACCCCUGGAGUAUUGUAGAUACAAUAUACAGCCGAGUUUGCACUGGGGAAGAAGAGCUGAUCUAUAUUUGUGAAAUGUGUUCAGAUCUUCUACAACUUAAUCUGUGUAACAAGGCAGAGACAAUAUCGGAGCUUUUCCUGUGCUAGAAUUCCAAGACAUGGAGUCAAACUAAACAGGCUGUCCAGUAAGAACAUUCUGUAGCCACUAUGCGGAACACAGCACAGUAUUUCUAGAGUGUGCAUGCUAGGUGAUAAUAUAAUAAUGCAAACCCCAGUAAAUGUAAAAGUAGCACUGGCCUACUGACUUACACAGUUAUAAUGGUAUUAAAAUCCCUCGUUUUAGGACUGCCUUACGCAGCAAGUUCGAAAUGUCCCCCAAAAUAUCUUUCAUUUGAAUACAUAUAGAGUAGUGUAAAACUUUAGUAGAACAAAGCACCUCUUACCCACACAUCUGCAGUAUGCUGACAGGCUUUAAGCCUUAUCUCUGAACUUCACAAAUUCCUGUUGUGUUAUAUUAUUCCUACUGGCAUUAUUAUCUAAUUGCAUUCUAAUUAUAAUUAACUGUCAAUUUUACACUUAACCCACUUUGUUUGGCUGCCAGAGCUGGAAUACUCUGUCUGUCCAAUUACAGAACUCCAACCCUAACCGAUUCUGGCUUUGUUUUGGGUGUAUAAAAGCAGAGAACAGCAGGUAACUAAUAGAUUAUUGUUGUUCUGGUUUAGAUAAUGAUGUAGGUGAAAUUUGAAUGUAAAGGGUGGCAUUUCUAUAGAACUGAGCACUGCGCAAAAUUAUCAGAUUUAUUGAAUAAGAAUGUUUUAAUGAAAAGGUCACAGAAAAAAAACAAAAAAACAACUAAAUUAUUUUCUCAAUAUGAAGGUAGUUUGAAGUGACAGCAAGUUCAAAUUCGAGGAUCCAGUGAAAGUAGUUUACUUGGUUGUAAUGUGGUUUGCACAUGAGAAAUCUAGACUGAAAGUGAAUUAUUUCUGGCUGGGUUCACAGUGCCAGAUUAGCACUGAUGAGGAAUUGGAGUGCUUUUCCAACAGAUAAGGUAGUUCAAGGUUAUGUAUUUUAUGUUGCUGUUUUAUUGCAGUGCUUGUGAUGACCUGUGGAAGGGCCUAUUACUGCUGCUUGCCUUCGUCAUUGGCAGUGGAGUUUACCGAAG